UCAUUUCAGCGGCGGCGGCAGCAGCAGCAGCAGCAGAAGAAGAAGCAGUGCUCAUAAACAUGGCCGAGCAGACAGAGAAGGCUUUCCUGAAGCAACCGAAAGUGUUUUUAAGCUCGAAGAAAUCUGGGAAAGGGAAGAGACCGGGAAAGGGAGGGAACCGCUACUGGAAGAGCAUCGGUUUGGGCUUCAAGACUCCCCGUGAAGCCAUUGAAGGAACCUACAUCGACAAGAAAUGCCCAUUCACCGGUACUGUUUCCAUCAGGGGUCGUAUCUUAGCUGGUACUUGCCACAGUGCCAAGAUGGUACGGACCAUCAUCGUUCGACGGAAUUACCUUCAUUUUAUCAAGAAGUACCAAAGGUAUGAGAAAAGACAUUCAAACAUACCUGCACAUAUUUCCCCAUGCUUCCGCGUGAAGGAAGGGGAUCACGUCAUUAUCGGGCAAUGCAGGCCGUUGUCAAAGACUGUGAGAUUCAAUGUUCUGAAAAUGAUUCCUGCUGGAUCUUCUGGUGGAGGAAAGAAAGCUUUCACUGGAAUGUAAGGUGUAAGUGUUUAUACUUCGUAGUCCGAGGUUGUAGGAACAUAUGGAGAAGACGUUAAAUUCAGUUUUCGUACGUUUUACUUUUAAUGUUCGGAUUUUGUCAAAUUACAGCAAACCCAUGUUAUAUCA
Messenger RNA from Hibiscus syriacus, 668 nucleotides. Its product is annotated as 40S ribosomal protein S11-like. The transcript has 6 exons. The record is from RefSeq and is a predicted model, not a curated record. Gene Ontology annotation, biological process: translation. Gene Ontology annotation, cellular component: ribosome; cytosolic small ribosomal subunit. Gene Ontology annotation, molecular function: structural constituent of ribosome. Lineage: Eukaryota; Viridiplantae; Streptophyta; Magnoliopsida; Malvales; Malvaceae. The coding region runs from base 60 to 539 and encodes 159 amino acids.